Molecule: messenger RNA, 408 nt
Organism: Penicillium chermesinum
Lineage: Eukaryota; Fungi; Ascomycota; Eurotiomycetes; Eurotiales; Aspergillaceae
Product: BolA family protein
Exons: 2
Coding region: 1-408 (135 amino acids)
Source: RefSeq, a predicted model, not a curated record
AUGGCCUCCGCGACCCCGAUGGAGGACCUCAUGCGCGACAAGAUCGUACACGCGUUCACCCCAACGACCUUGAUAAUCCGCAAUGACUCGCAUAAACACGCACACCACGCUGCGAUGGAAGGGUCAACGUCCAAGGAGACGCAUUUCCAGUACGCCACCCCCCUGCCUCGGUCCAUGAAGCCAGACCACACCAAUGUAUACAUUUCAUAUUGGCUGAAUGCUAAUGUCGGCAGUGUCACGAUUACAUCGGCCGCCUUCGAGUCAAAGAUGCAGCCUGCGCGACACCGCAUGGUGUACGCUUUGCUGAAGGAGGAGAUGGCCAAGGAAGGCGGGAUCCACGCUCUGCAAUUGAAGACGAAGACACCGGCCGAGGAGCAGCGGGAGAAGGAGAGGGAAGCGCAGGCUUAG